CGUGAUUUUCUGUGUUUUUUAUUAUUGGAUAGAUUACUUUAUUUACUGUAAAUUCAUUGGAUAAUACAACAAAUAUGACAAUUGAUUGGUCAAUAUAACGCAUGGUACAACUCACUGACAGACAAACAAUGACUUUUGUUGAUUUGUUAUGCUUGACAUCUAAGCGUGACAUGCUGGAUGAACAGAACGGACAGAUUUAUCAGCCAUCUCGUUUCUACUCUUGACGUAAAUUGACACAAAAAUUGUCAAAAUACCGUAUAAAAACAUAAUUGCCUUUUACUCCAUUGUUUCUUUUGUGUUUUUCCCGUGUUCCCCAGGUCACCUAAUUCUAUUUUUUAUGAUCGGUCGUCGCCAGUUGAACGUAACGCACACCUGUGCUAACAAUCCUCAUAAGAGAAUCUCAUAUGAUGCGAAUAUAAUAGUGGUGUGGGUGUAGUGUAGAGUGAAUUACACCCUCCAUGCUAUAAUCUAUGGUACAAUGAGCGAGGAGGCUGAGCAGGAUGCGAGCAAGAAGGUUGCAUCCAGUGUCGAGGAGGAUGCCUCCCCAGGGGCGGAGUGCGGGGGAGGUCACGUGGAUGUCUCCACUAAUGUGUCACAAGCACAGCUUGGACAGAUGACAGCAAGCUCGCUGCCUGCAGCAGAGAGCCCUAACAACGCCAAGUGGUCCUGUGAGGUGUGCACAUAUGAAAACUUCCCCCUCUCUCGCAAGUGCACCAUGUGCCGCAGCGCGAAACCCCUGCUCAAUGAAGAUAUAUUGAAGCUGCAAGAUGGCGCCAGCGCGCUCCCCGUGCAGGAAGUGUGCAGUGCGGAGGGCGCGGCGGAGAGGAUGAAGUGUUUACGAAUCUCGUCUCCCGGGCAGCCCGGCGCCUCCUCGGCCAACAAGUGGUCCUGUCCGGUGUGCACUUACGAGAACUGGCCGAAGUCCCAGAAGUGCGCGAUGUGCGGCGCCGGCGGCCCCGCGCCCGUACAACAUUCGCAGCUCGGUAUAAACGAGAUCUGUAACGGUCAGAACCAAAACGCGAUGCAGGAAGAAGCCGGGAAGAGAUCCAAGCGGCGAACUAACAACGUCGACUGGCUGUGGCUACAGGCUUGUUUGGGCGUGGUGGAAGGCUCCGUGUGCAGCGUGGAGGCCUACCUCCGAGCCGGAGGAGAUCCAGCCAGAGCUCUGAGUGUGAGCGAAGUGAACAUCCUCAACCGCGCCUCCGCCUUCGACGCCGGCCACACGCUCGUGCACCUCGCCAUACGGUUUCACAGGCAGGACAUCUUAUCCACCCUGCUAUCUCGGAUAUCAGGCGGCGGGCCCGGGCUCAAGCGAUCUCCUUCCUACGUUGCUCCGGACUUGGCCGCAGCGAUCCGCCGCCACAUGGCGAGCUGCAUCCGAGUGAAGAAGGGCAGCUUCCCGUGCCGCUACAUCAACGAGUUCUGCACGUUCUCCCUGCCCGCAGAAAUCGAGGAGUUACCGGCGGCUAUCCAAGAGCAAUUAUUCUCGGAGCUGCUAGAUCGGGAGGUUCAACACACGCUGGAGACGGACUUGCUCAUCAACUGGAGUCACGAGCUCACCGUCACUCUUGGGUCGCGGCUGUACGCGCUGUGGAACCGGUCGGCGGGCGACUGCCUGCCGGACGCGCUGAGCCAGGCGGCGUACGGCGUGGCCGACCGCCACAACGCGCUGCGCGCCGCGCUCGCCGACUCGCUCGCGCACGCGCACCGCAGCUUCUACGCGCGCUGGCAGGCGUGGGAGCGCGCGCAGGCGGCGCGGCUGCAGUACGCGCCGUCGGAGGCGCAGCUGCGCGCGGAGUGGGCGCGCCAGCUGGCGGCGGCGGCGCGGCCGGGCGCGGCGCUGCUGCAGCUGCACGUGUUCGCGCUGGCGCACGUGCUGCGCCGCCCGCUGCUGGUCUACGGCGUCGAGCGCGUCCACUCCUUCCGCGGCGAGCCGCUCGGCUUCGCCGGCUUCCAAGGUAUCUACUUACCAUUGUUGUGGGACCCCGAGUUCUGCGUGAAGUCCCCUCUCUGCCUCGGGUACACGCGCGGCCACUUCUCCGCGCUCGUGGCCGACCACAAGCUCACGUACAUCUGCAGGGAGCAACAAGAAGACAACGAGGAAUGCAUAUACCUGCCGCUGACGGACUCGGACGGGAAGCUGUUACCUGUGCAUUUUCUCACUUGUGACGAGAUGGCGGACGAGGAGGGCAUGGUGCGGCGCUUCAUGUCGCUGGUGGUGACGGGCGGCGGCGCGCUGGCGGCGCGCCAGCAGCUGCCCGCGCCCGCGCUGCUGCAGGCGCAGAUGCUGCAGGAGUGGCUCAACCACUACCGCCGCGCCGCCCAACAAGCCCGGGGCCCGUUUCCCCCGCGACUGCGAACCGCCGAGGGAUUUUCCAGCGACGCGGACACGGACGACGAGUGAUACACGCUGUAUAUAUAUAUACAUACAGACUUACACCACACACAAAUAAUUUUAGUUUCUCAGGAAGAGGAAAAGAUAUAUGGAAGUGAAAUGAAAUGAAAAAAAGAUUAGUAAUACACCCUGUGUACAUACAUACAGACUGACACCGCACACACACAUGCACGAUGGAUUCACUCUCAAGAAGUAGAGUGAAAUACCAUGUUUACAUACACACGCAGACCUACACCACACGCACACAUAAUUUCUCAGUGAUAAAAAAGAAGUUAACGGCAAAAGAAUUUGCUAAAAGAGAAAUAUAGUGAAAUAACCAAAAGAGGAACAAUACAUUUUGUAUAUGCACAUACAUACAUAUAAUAAAUUUCUAAGUAAUAAAGACAUAUCCCACACAGGGAGCAGCAAGCAUACCAGUGAAAAUGAAGUGCAAAAGUGAUUCCCAGAUACUUUAAUGUAUCAUUUGAAUCGGUCGUUUUACUUUUUUAGCUGCAAAGAAUGAAAUUAGACAAAAUUAAUUGAAAUGUAUGUACAUGUAAAACGUGAUAUGUAAUAGAAGAAACAAGUGUGUGGUGUAAUAUUCAGGCGAAACCGGGUCAGGUCGCUAGUACAAAAUGAUAUUUCUGGCCGCCGUUGGAAAGCUAAAGUGCAAUAAUAUGAUAAAGCGAUGUUUAUUUUCUCAUAAGAAACUACAAGUGUACAAUGACGUGCGACAGUGAGACUACUGCACGAUUUGUUUUUAUUAAGACUCACCUCUGAGCGUUCAGUAAUUUUCAUAUAAUGUAACUUUCCCUUGAAACAAAUUCGUAUGAAAAUUUACGCUUAAAAGUGACUCUAAAACACGUCUAAAAUGACUAAUAAGAGCCUUAACACGAUUGUAAUAAGGUCCAAUUUGCUAGCGAAUGUUUUUAGGCAUACUUUUGGGUGUGUAUUUUGUUUCGCGUAGACAAUAAUUUGCCCUCUGUUUCGGUGAGGGUUUGUCGUUGGUGUGAAUGGGUCGUUUUUGAUGCUAUUUUUAUGAAUGAGUAAAUAAAAUAAAUGCUUGUGGUACUUGGCUGAGGGUCGUGCAAGACGUUUUUCAACAUUCUUUGUUAGCAUAAAUAUAUAUUCAGGUUUUGUUAAAGAGUUGGUAAUAUCUUGGUCUGAUUUUAAUUGGUAUCUUGUGAUUCAUUGUUCUUUGUUAUAUGAUUUCCCCUAUCUAAAACAAAUUUGGGAUUGGGGAUGACACGAUAGCUUAAAUUAAAAAUUUUAUAACUCCUUUUCCAUUUGGAAUUUGUUUUAAAAGUGAUGUGAUGGAGUAUAGAUUCCAUCGGAUAUAUGUUGAAAAGAUGCGUCGCACCAACACGACCGGCCAUUACGCUGAAUUUAAUUAGUUUUUAAAUUUUUGGUAAUUCCUAAGCACUAAUAUAUGGUCAGUGCUAACUAGUUAAUACUGUACCUUUUCACUAGUUUUUAUGGCAGCUACCUGAUGUGGUAGACAUUCAAAGACAAAAAAGAAUUAUGCUGAAAAUUUUGAAAACGAAUUCAAACCAAAUGAUGUGGCUUUUAAUUUUGACAAAAGCACAAUUUGGUUUGAAGACAAUUAGGAUAGCGUGUCUUUGUCAGUUUAUAUCCAUUAAUAAAUUACAAAUCAUUAGUUCAAAAUACAUAAUAUAUAAUAGGGUACCGGACAACUUUUCAGAUUGUGUUUAAAAAUAAUCUUUAUUUAUUUAUAUAUCCAUAAAAAAUAUUAUUUUAAAUAAAUAAAUCUUUUGGAGUAUUAAAAAACGUCAAAAACGUAAUUUAUUUAAAAUUGCCGCGAAAACAGCACUUUACGUCAAUUCAGAUCGCGUGACGUCAUAUGUUUGGAAAACAAGCCUUAUUACAAGUGAUCAGUGCUUGGAUAAUUUAAGUAUUUUCUCGCAGAUCUAGAAACAUGCAAAACCCAUAAUAAUGUAACCUUUAAAAUCAUAAAAAAAAACAUAUGUGAAAAUAACUUUGUAAGCAAUGAAACUAGUUUUAUUUUAGGUUAUGUUUUCGUUUGUUAUUUUUUUUAUCAUUUCUGUUGUUAAGAUAAACAAAAAGAGGUUGAAAUACUUACACAAAUGUUUUCACAUUGCGAAAUUCAGCAAAAUAAAAGUCGGUAUUAGUGGCAAAGAAACUGCCGACCAUGAAAAUAUCAAUCUUUUGAGAGAUUUCUAUUGUCGGCUUUAAUUAACCUUGUUCCAUGAUAAAAGCUUGAUAUAGGCGGCUUCAAGCACUUGCGACAACUUCUGUUAUGAGUAAAGUCCUUCAAUUCUUAACUAAUUACAAUUAAAUAUUUUUAGAAAAAUGCUAAAAAUCGUAGAAUAACUCGAAAUAACAUACAAAGCAGUGUUGUUUACUUAUCACUUCUGAGGUAUGACGUCACCCACUGUGAUUGGUGUUUGGGUUCUUACGCUGCACAGAUAAAAAAUAUUGGAUUUUUGCAACUUUAUUUAUUGAUUUAAAAUUAUAAAUCAUUGUUAUUUCUUAAAAAUCUUUACUAAGUGAUGUUCUUGUAUAAAAAACUUUAUUUUAAAACACAACUUAGAUUUUUUUUCGAUUACUGUCCGGUACCCUAUUGUGUGUAAAAGGGCUAAUAGUUAACUCCUAGGGAACACGAAGACUAAUGCCAUACAAAUCUUGAUGGCCACGAUCGGUUAGGAAAUAAUUUGUAAUUAUAGGUGGGAUGUAUGAACAUUUGACACCCGACCAGCUGGCGAAAUAAAAAAAGUAAAAUACGCAGAGAAGAUAUUGUGCAGAGUCCAAGCUAAUUACAACGCAUACACAAUAAUAAAACGGUAUUAAACUGUCUGUGGCGCUUACAUAGUUUGUAAUAUAAGAAUACUUAUUUUAAAGUAAUGAUAUUACGAGUACAUGAAAAAUGUACCAUUAAAUAUUACUGUGUGAGGAAAAGCUUGGUAUCUAUGUGGUAUCUCCUCUGUGUUCAAAAGUAUAAAUAAAUUUAAUUGAUGCGAUGUCUAAGAGUUACGACGCUGUACAGAGAGUAUAAGGUUCUAAUAUUUAUUAUAGUUUGGUUAAAUGUAAAUAAUACUAAAUUGGUUUGCAAUUCUAGAUGUAUAGGUAUAUCCGCUUAGCGUAGACGACUUCCUUCGCCUUUCGUCUAGAGUUUGAAAAUUCGCAGUUCGCUGUAUAUUUGUAUGUAUUGGAUUGUAACAGUUUUGGAGGCAAUUGUGGGAAAGUCGCAUAAUGAUAUAAUAUCAAUUUAUCUUCUUUAAAUCUUUAUUUUUUUCAUGUUCAAAAGUUGGUGUUUAUCCUUCUACUGACUAUUUUUUAAGUCUUAACUUUGAUUGGCGACGACUGUAAUCAAAGCCCGUCACAGUUGCCUGUAGGAUGAAGAUAAAGACUUAUUACGAAAAUAUUACGAAGAUAAAUUGUGCAAGAAAUAUUUUCCCAGGAAUUAUUGAAAAGGUUCAAUAGUUUGUUUACUUAUGUAAAUAGUGGUCGUUCAUAGAAACACUAUGAGAUAGAUUUGUUUUAACCACGUUACAUUCAAAGUAUAUACUUAAAUACCUACUAAUUUUAAUCAAUAAAGCACUUAUUUUAUGAAGCUGUUCGA
This is a messenger RNA of Amyelois transitella, 5975 nucleotides long. RefSeq names its product ubiquitin thioesterase trabid (gene trbd). Bases 479 to 2404 code for a protein of 641 amino acids. The record is from RefSeq and is a predicted model, not a curated record. Gene Ontology annotation, molecular function: cysteine-type deubiquitinase activity; K63-linked polyubiquitin modification-dependent protein binding. NCBI's taxonomy places the organism in Eukaryota, Metazoa, Arthropoda, Insecta, Lepidoptera, Pyralidae. Gene Ontology annotation, cellular component: nucleus; cytoplasm. Gene Ontology annotation, biological process: protein deubiquitination involved in ubiquitin-dependent protein catabolic process. The transcript is spliced from 17 exons.